AUGACGAAAUCAAUUGCAAUUAUCGUCACAUCAACCCGCGCAGUGCGCGUCGGUCCUCACGUCGGCGAAUUUGUCAAAGAUCUACUGAGCAAGGAUCUUGGUGAUGCAACACUCACGACUGUAGACCUCGUCAAAUUCAAUCUACCCGUAUACAACGAAGCCCCUGCACCUGCGAUGGUACCGGCCCAAGCACAAUUCCAAUACGAGCAUAGUAAAGCCUGGAGCGCAGAGAUUGCCAAGUACGAUGGCUAUGUGAUGGUCAUUAACGAAUACAACUACGGUAUGGCUGGUGGCACAAAGAAUGCUAUCGACUAUCUCAUGAACGAGUGGAAGGGAAAGCCUAUUGCGAUUAUUAGCUACGGCAUUCAGGGAGGCACAUUUGCGAGCGAACAAGCCCAGAACAGUCUAUCGAGAAUGGGACUUCGGGUUGUACCAACACGCCCUCAACUAGCUUUUGCUGGCCAUCAUGGCCCAGAGCUCAUGCUAGCAAUGGGAGAAGGAAAGUUGGGCGAGGAAACAAAGAAGGAGUGGCUGGAAAAGAAGGCAGCCGACAUCGUUAAAGCGUUCGCAGAAGUAAAAGAAGAGCUAGAGCGAGCUCCUGCUGAAGGAACACAGCCGACGUCGGCCUAG
Messenger RNA from Phaeoacremonium minimum UCRPA7, 630 nucleotides. RefSeq names its product putative nadph-dependent fmn reductase protein. The transcript has a single exon. NCBI's taxonomy places the organism in Eukaryota, Fungi, Ascomycota, Sordariomycetes, Togniniales, Togniniaceae. Gene Ontology annotation, molecular function: oxidoreductase activity; FMN binding. Gene Ontology annotation, cellular component: cytosol. The record is from RefSeq and is a predicted model, not a curated record. The coding region runs from base 1 to 630 and encodes 209 amino acids.